Molecule: messenger RNA, 3216 nt
Organism: Oncorhynchus mykiss (rainbow trout)
Lineage: Eukaryota; Metazoa; Chordata; Actinopteri; Salmoniformes; Salmonidae
Product: moesin a
Cellular component (GO): cytoskeleton
Molecular function (GO): actin binding
Source: RefSeq, a predicted model, not a curated record
GCUAUAUACUUAUGGUAUGCGGGAAAUUACUUAUAUCAAAAUCUUGUGGGGUAUCCGGGCUUAAAUUUAAAGUCCAGGAUUUUAGUUUAGCUGCUCACGUUCAACUGGAGCUUGACAAAGGAAUAACGGGUCAUUGAGAAUACAGGCGGAGUCUGCUGAAAAACUCAUUUUAGUAUGUCUUCAUUGGGCUGGGUGUGGUUUUUCAGUCACCGUGCCGUUAGCAGGAAAUUAAGCUCUGGAUCACCACUUUGAGGCGAUACAAAGAAAAUAGGAAAAUACGAGCAGUUUGAAAAGUUUGAAAUCAAAGUUUAACUGAACUUGACGGACGAUUUUCAGAUUGUGCACUUUAUCUAAUGGACACAAGUUUUUGUUGACUCCAUUGUUGCUACCAUCCAAUUCCUGACAUCAGUGACUAAGGACAGAUAACUGCGAAAAUGCCGAAGACUAUUAGUGUGCGAGUUACCACGAUGGAUGCAGAGUUGGAGUUUGCCAUCCAGCCCAACACAACGGGAAAGCAACUCUUCGACCAGGUUGUGAAGACAAUCGGACUGCGGGAGGUGUGGUUCUUCGGACUGCAGUACCAGGAUACAAAAGGUUUCUCAACCUGGCUCAAGCUUAAUAAGAAGGUGACUGCCCAGGAUGUGAGGAAGGAAAGUCCACUACUGUUCAAGUUCCGCGGAAAGUUCUUCCCUGAGGACGUGUCAGAGGAGCUGAUCCAGGAGGCCACCCAGAGGCUGUUCUUCUUGCAGGUGAAGGAGGGGAUCCUCAACGAUGACAUUUACUGCCCCCCGGAGACUGCUGUGCUGCUGGCCUCCUACGCCGUACAGGCCAAGUAUGCUGACUACAACAAGGACAUCCACUCGACAGGAUACCUGUCCAGUGACAAACUGCUGCCUCAGAGAGUCCUGGACCAGCACAAGCUCAACAAGGAGCAGUGGGAGGAGAGGAUCCAGGUGUGGCAUGAGGAACACAAGGGCAUGCUCAGAGAGGACUCAAUGAUGGAGUACCUGAAGAUCGCUCAGGACCUGGAGAUGUACGGUGUCAACUACUUCAGCAUCAAGAACAAGAAAGGAUCAGAGCUAUGGUUAGGAGUGGACGCCCUGGGACUCAACAUUUACGAACAGAAUGAUAAGAUGACACCUAAAAUUGGAUUCCCAUGGAGUGAAAUCAGGAAUAUUUCCUUCAAUGACAAGAAGUUUGUUAUCAAACCCAUUGACAAGAAAGCACCAGACUUUGUAUUCUAUGCUCCACGACUGCGUAUCAACAAGCGCAUCCUGGCACUCUGCAUGGGCAAUCAUGAGCUGUAUAUGCGUCGCCGCAAACCAGACACCAUUGAGGUACAGCAGAUGAAGGCCCAGGCCAGAGAGGAGAAGAACCACAAGAAGAUGGAGAGGGCACUGCUGGAGAAUGAAAAGAAGAAGAGAGAACUUGCUGAAAAAGAAAAGGAAAAGAUUGAAAAGGAGAAGGAGGAUCUUAUGGAGAAACUGAAACAGAUUGAGGAACAGACGAAAAAAGCUCAGCAAGAGUUGGAGGAACAGACGCGGAAGGCUCUGGAAUUGGAGCAUGAGAGGAAGCGUGCUCAGGAGGAGGCGGAGCGUCUGGAGAAGGAGCGCAGGAUGGCUGAGGAGGCCAAGACUGCCCUGCUCCAGCAGUCUGAGAACCAGAUGAAAAACCAGGAACACUUGGCCACGGAACUGGCUGAGCUUACCUCAAAGAUCUCCCUACUGGAGGACGCCAAGCAGAGGAAGGAGGAUGAGGCAACGCAGUGGCAACAGAAGGCCUGCAUGGUACAGGAGGACCUGGAGAAGACCAAAGAGGAGCUGAAGAGCAAAAUCAUGGCGUCCCACAUACAGGAGCCUAUGCAGGCCGAGAACGAGCAUGACGAGAACGACGAGACCAGCGACCAGGCCAGCGCCGAGUUCACAGGUGGUAUCUCCCACAAAGACCGCAGCGAGGAGGAGCGCAUGACCGAAGCCGAGAAGAACGAGCGUGUACAGCAACACCUGCAGGCUUUGAGCUCGGAGUUGGCCAUCGCUCGGGAUGAGACCAAGAAAACCGCAAAUGACAUCAUCCACGCAGAUAAUGUGAAAGCGGGACGGGACAAGUACAAGACCCUCCGGCAGAUUCGGUCGGGCAACACCAAGCAGCGUAUAGACGAGUUUGAGUGCAUGUGAUGCAUCUUGUUUGCAACUGCUAUAGGCCCCACAGCGGUGCCAUACUUGGUCCAUUCAUUCUAGACUGCAGACACUGCCUUACACAAGCUACAGUGCCUUCUACCCAAACAAGACCAGUAUACAUAUCAAAGAGCAACAACAACAAAAAAGUACAGCGCAAUGCAUUUGAAUAAUGGUGCAGAAAUUACAUUACAAGUAAUGAAAUAAGUGCAACAGGUAAUAAGGGAGAUAUUUAAUAGAACAGUUUAAAGUGAUCAAUUUUAUUAUAGAUGGAGGGUGUUUUAUUGAGUAUCCUUUACAAGUUAUUUUUAAUUGAUUCAUUCCUCACACUGUUUUAAACUGAAAACGAACUAAAUAACAACUCGAUGCAGGACAGCUGCAAUUUGAAUUACAUUAUGGUUGGUCACUAUUUGGGUGUCAUUGUUUCAGAGCAGGUCUGUUUGUUUUGAGGUGGACCGUUAAGCAUUUUCAGCAAAUGAAGAGAACAUCAAACUGUAUUUAAAUUAGCAUUUUUUAAUUCUAAUUUUAAGCAUUUAAAUAGAUGGUUGUCUUUCUAAGAGAAGGACAUCUUUGUUUGGAAACCCCCAGCAGUAUUGCUUUUACGUAAGAUUUGAUUAAGUCCAUUUGAAUGACUCUUUAUAGACCAAGUGUAUCUGCUAUGAUGUAUAGCCAUGCACACUAGUAGCUGCCAUGAUUAGGAGUUUCUUUUGUAUAUCAAUCUUUUGCUAAAUCUUGUAUUAUAUGGCAUUUGAAGCAAUAUGAUUCGAAGACCUGCCUCGAAAGAUUUAUUUUGUCAUUUGGAUUUUUUAAUAAAACAAGUUGUGUAAAAAGAUGGAUGUCUUACGGAUUGUAAGUGUCCCUCUAGCCUUUUCUCAGUAAAUUAUAUGAAUGACUGGAAGCCACCAGCCAGAAUUAAAACAAGGAUGAAUAUUGUAAUUCUUACAGUACUGGGCAGUGCCUUGUCAUCUGCAGAAUGUUUCAGCAGACCUUUGCUGCUUGAGUCUUCAUUUCAACUGUCAUUAAAAGUGGAAACUACACUGUU